Dipodomys spectabilis (banner-tailed kangaroo rat) is the source of this 991-nucleotide messenger RNA. RefSeq names its product PDZ domain-containing protein 2-like. The record is from RefSeq and is a predicted model, not a curated record. Bases 374 to 991 code for a protein of 205 amino acids. Lineage: Eukaryota; Metazoa; Chordata; Mammalia; Rodentia; Heteromyidae. The transcript is spliced from 2 exons. Gene Ontology annotation, molecular function: protein binding.
AAUGAGCCCCAGGAGGACAUGCUGUUGCCAUUGCUGUUGGGAGAACACCUCAUUUCCAUGUCAUUUGCAUUUGCAUGCACCCUGCUGUAAAAUGAACCAAGCAAGAACUUGUCAGAUACUUGCUUCCUUGCUGUGGUGAGCAGUCCCACAGCCAUUGUUCCUCUGUUGUUUUAUUGUGUCCUGUCCUCCUGCUGGCCAAGACAAACAGCUCAGUCUCCAGGAGGCAUCCAUCCCUCUGCUCCACGCGGCCAGCCUGAACAUGAACACAGGCAAAGCUGAUGACAGCCAGGGAUCUCCAGAGACGUGGGGCCCCGUGGGGUCCAGCCCCCAGAAGCAAGCGCUCUCAUGAUGCUGGCGGCCAAGAGUGAGCACCAUGCCCAUCACCCAGGACAAUGCCGUGCUGCACCUGCCCCUCCUCUACCAGUGGCUACAGAACAGCCUUCGGGAGGGCGGGGACGGGCCCGAGCAGCGGCUCUGCCAGGCAGCCAUCCAGAAGCUGCAGGAAUAUAUCCAGCUGAAUUUGGCUGUGGAUGACAGUGCGGUCCCACCCGACCACAGCCCCCCAGAAAUGGAGAUCUGUACUGUGUACCUCACAAAGCAGCUGGGAGACACGGAGACCGUAGGCCUCAGUUUUGGGAACAUUCCUGUUUUUGGAGACUAUGGAGAGAAACGCAGAGGGGGCAAGAAGAGGAAAACCCACCAGGGCCCCGUGCUGGACGUGGGCUGCAUCUGGGUGACGGAGCUGAGGAAGAACAGCCCAGCAGGGAAGAGCGGGAAGGUCCGGCUCCGGGAUGAGAUCCUCUCCCUCAACGGGCAGCUGAUGGUUGGAGUGGAUGUUAGUGGCGCCAGCGUACCUUGGACAAGAAGACCCCAGCAGUCGGGACAUCAACCGGCCACCCGGAACCCAGGACCCCAGGGCUGGCUGGGAGCUGAUGCCUGCAGCCAGUGCUGUGGUGAGAGCCGGGAACCUUCAUCCCCCAGCGAGCUCUAA